AUGGAUUCCAAUUGCUCAGAAAUCACAAAGAAGCGCAAAAUACCAACCAGAGUUGCAGGCCCUGUGGAAUCAAAGAAGGAACCAUGUCAAUUAUCUUUAGCAUCAUCGUUAGACAUUUUGAACAAAUAUGGAAAUAGACUGAAGCGUUUCAACAAGGAGAAGCUAAAAGAGUUUACGUCUGAUGGUACACCAUGUGAUACAACUACUGCACAGGAAUUAUCAACUGGAGACAUCAUAAGGCUAGGAAGAGCAAGAUUUCUUCAUCAUGUCACUCAAUGGUCCGAUGAUCCUUCCAUGCUUAUUGAUCCCUUUAAAAAUCCCCUUUGCGGUUAUUCUUAUGAGGUUCUUAGAAAUGUGGAACUUGUUGAAAUCCUUCUUGCUUCUGUUGAGAAGGUUAGCAACAAACAGUUUGAUCGUGCAAUAAAAUUGCUCAGCAAGUGCGAGCAGAUGUCUUCGGCCAAUGGUAAUCCAGUUGAAAGAGUUGUUCACUAUUUUGCUGAAGCUCUUUCUGAGAGGAUCGAUCGAGAAACGGGUAAAGUUUCAAAGGAGGGUGACAAUAGGCAUGCCAUGGAAAUUGAAGACGCUAUGACGAAUCUCAAGCCUGCUUUUGUUGUGUGUCUAGAAAAGCUUCCCUUCUGUCAAGUCACUCAAUUCACUAACAUCCAGGCCAUCUUGGACAGUGUGGUCUCUGCUAAAAGGAUCCAUUUGGUUGAUAUUGGAAUUAGAAGUGGGAUGCAAUGGACGGUCUUGAUGCAAGCUCUUGCAGUUCGGUAUCAAUGCCCAUUGGAACUUCUUAAGUUAACUGCAAUUGGAACACCUAGACAGAGUAUUCAGGAGACAGGUGAUAGGUUGGUGUCUUUUGCCAAGUCCAUGAACAUACCCUUCUCUUUUAGAACAGUUGUGGUACCAGACUUCGAAGAUCUCAAGGAAGAUCUCUUUGAAUUAGAGGCUGGUGAAGUGGUGGCCGUUUACUCAACAAUGAUUCUAUCAAACAUGUUAGCACGGCCCAGUCGCUUGGAAGCUCUAAUGGGGGUUAUUAGGAACCUCCGUCCAUCUGUAGUGGUGGUAGCAGAAUCAGAGAUGAAUACAAAUGAAGCAACUUUCAUGGAUCGCUUUGUCGAAGCACUCUCUUUCUAUGGUGUACUUUUUGAUUGUAUUCGGACUUGCGUGGAUGAGUCAGAUCCGUGUAGGAUCACCACAGAAGCAGAAUUAUUUGGGCGGUGUAUUCAGAAUAUGGUCGCUACUGAGGGUGAGGAGAGGACGUAUCGGCAUGUGAAGAUUGAUACUUGGAGGAAUAUUUUUGCAAGGUUUGGAAUGGUAGAAACAGAGCUGAGCUCAUCAUCUUUGUAUCAAGUGAACCUGCUGAUUAAGAAGUUUGCUUGUGGGAAUUUCUGCACAAUUGAUUUCAAUGGUAAAUGCUUGCUUCUUGGGUGGAAGGGAACGCCAAUUCAUUCUAUUUCUUCUUGGAAGUUCCAUCAGGGGUAG
Messenger RNA from Cornus florida, 1485 nucleotides. RefSeq names its product DELLA protein RGL2-like. The record is from RefSeq and is a predicted model, not a curated record. Gene Ontology annotation, biological process: regulation of DNA-templated transcription. The coding region runs from base 1 to 1485 and encodes 494 amino acids. Gene Ontology annotation, molecular function: sequence-specific DNA binding; DNA-binding transcription factor activity. Lineage: Eukaryota; Viridiplantae; Streptophyta; Magnoliopsida; Cornales; Cornaceae. Gene Ontology annotation, cellular component: nucleus. The transcript has a single exon.